Molecule: messenger RNA, 180 nt
Organism: Clunio marinus
Lineage: Eukaryota; Metazoa; Arthropoda; Insecta; Diptera; Chironomidae
Source: the annotation of a GenBank genome assembly
AUGAUUCGAGAAGUCUUCCCACAGCCUCUUAAGGAUGAAUUCAAUUUACUAUUUUUAUGGUUGCAUUUCCUCACAGCGGGAUACAAACGAUCUAAGCAUACUUGUUGCUUCCUUUCGUUUGGAGCAAGUAGUCAUGAGAAAGUAAGACCACCCUUAGCAAGCUCAAGAGACAAAACAUAA